UGUAUAUGUACUGCAUGACGUAGUACUGAAGGGGGGUAUGCUUCAAAUUUAUACAUUGCUUUCCUGUUUGUCCUCUUAAAAGAUUUUUAAACCGGGAUUGAGACCAAAGCACCAAGGUUCAUUUAAAUUGAUGUCACCAGAGAAAAUUGUGAUUUUGGGCACGAUAUUAAUAUGGAGGAGCAUGACAGCAGUGAUAAAUAUAAGGUUCAACUCCUGCCACAGUCACCUACUACAUGUUGAUUCCUCCUGGACUAUUGAAAAGGUUAAAGAACAAAUUGCUGCAGAAGAAGGUGUUUCUCCCAAUGACAUCAGGAUAAUUUUUGCGGGAAGAGAGCUUCAAAAUUCUACAGCCAUAAGGGAAAUAGACUUGGGUCUGCAUAGUGUUCUCCAUGUAAUACAAGGCAGAAAGAGGAACCUUUCUCUUCAAGUAGAGACUGACUGUGAACGUGGUCAGGGUGAAGUGCCAGAAACAGAAAAAGAGCAGAGUACCCCACUAAACCAUUAUUACAUCUUCUGUAAAAAUGAAUGCAAGAAAGUCUGUGCAGGCAAACUAAGAGUAAGGUGCUCUAAAUGCAAGCAAGGUUCUUUUAGGCUGGAACAAGAGCCAUCAUGUUGGGAUGAUGUUCUAAAGCCAGGUAGAAUAAUGGGAGUGUGUGAAGAAAAGGAUUGUAGUGGAGACACAGCAGAAUUUUUCUUCAAAUGUGCUAACCAUUCAAGUACAGAAGACGAGUCCAGUGUGGUGCUUUACCUCAUCAAGGCCAAUACUAGAAAUGUAGAAUGCAUAACAUGUUUAGCUAUCUGUGAUCCAGUUUUAGUGUUCCCUUGUUUGGAAGGGCACUCCAUGUGUUUAGAUUGCUUUAGAAUAUAUUGCCAAACAAAGCUGAAUGAUAGGGAUUUUAUACAACACCCAGAGCUAGGCUACACACUUCCCUGCCCAGCGGGUUGUGACAAUUCUUUGAUAAAUGAAGUUCACCAUUUUAGAAUACUUGGAGAUGAUCAGUAUGACAGGUACCAGAGGUUUAGUACAGAGGAGUGUUUACUUCAGAUGGGAGGUGUGCUGUGCCCUCAACCAGGCUGUGGAGCUGGACUUCUGCCUGAAGAUGAACAGCAGAGGAGAAUAGAGUGUGCAACACCUCAGGGAUGUGGAUUUAUCUUUUGUCGGAGGUGCUUCCAAGCUUUUCACCAAGGUGAUUGUGAUCAGAGACUGAUGGAUACUGCAUCUACUACAGGCUAUUCUGUAGAUCCAGCCAGGGCAGAAAGAGCAAGGUGGGAGAGGUUGUCUAAAGACACCAUAGGAAAGACAACAAAACCCUGUCCACAGUGCAAUGUCCCUGUUGAAAAAGCAGGUGGAUGUAUGCACAUGCAGUGCACACGAUGCAAGCUUGACUGGUGCUGGCUGUGUCAUUCACCAUGGAGUAGAGAAUGCAUGGGGAAUCACUGGUUUGGAUGACAAUGUACACUGACAGUCUUGCUUAAUUUGACACUUGGCACUAAAUAUCCCAGAAGUUCAAAUAUCUGGAGAAAAUUGAAAUGCUAUGCUAUUUCUUACAUGUAUCAUUCUCAUUUAAGUAACAGUCAUAAGGCAGUGUUGAAGAUUUUGAUAUGCUGAGGUUCUACCACAUCAUAAUUUCAGUCAAGGAAAAAUAAUAAACAUGGGAGUUCUGCAGAAGUGCAGACUUUAUUUAUCCACAAUUUUUCUUGAACUUGCUCAUCAAAAUUGAAGAUUUUUGCACUAUCUUCUAUUAUCAAUUUAACUGGACAUUCAAAGGAUGUGUGCUGGUAACCAUUGGCAAAGUGCCCAUUGUCAAAUUUUUAAAAUAAUUUGCUAUUAUAAAGUUUAUGAAAAAAUAUGUGGUUUGAGGCAUCAUUACUUUGUAUUUUUUUAAUGAGUCAUGUGGGGAUGGGGGAGCCAGACUUAGCUGUUGUAUGCAGUCUAAUGAAUCAAACCAACUUGUUUCAGCAUAUAUAUUACAUAAAUGAAUUUUUCCAUUGAAACAUGUCUUGUGGUGUAAAAAGGAGUAAUAUGUUAAAUACUUGUGGCGUGGCACAAGUAAAUGGGAAAGAAAUUGUAUUUUUACAUCCCAGAGAAGAGAGGGAGGAACGAUGUUAUUUUCUCACAGAAGAUAUCACCGAUUUCACUCCACAGUAUGAAAGUCUUGUACAUGUAACUAGGACAACUUGUUUCAGUAUAUUUAUUCAUUUUAUGUAACUUUUCUCCUAGA
Messenger RNA from Lingula anatina, 2222 nucleotides. Its product is annotated as E3 ubiquitin-protein ligase parkin. Gene Ontology annotation, biological process: protein ubiquitination. The record is from RefSeq and is a predicted model, not a curated record. Gene Ontology annotation, molecular function: protein binding; zinc ion binding; ubiquitin-protein transferase activity. Lineage: Eukaryota; Metazoa; Brachiopoda; Lingulata; Lingulida; Lingulidae. Gene Ontology annotation, cellular component: cytosol; mitochondrion.